ACUACUCGCCUGAGUAUGCACCUCGGUUGGAGCCAAAACAUUUGUGCCGCCACUGAAAAAAAGUUGUGUAGAAUAUGAGAUGGCGACAACCAUCGAAUUAUAAUUUGCACAAAUGUUUACUGUUAGUCGUUCGCGUACUUUAUUUGCCAGCAGAAGAGAGCUGGAGACAGCGCAAAUUUUGGCAGUUCGAUAAUAGAGAACCUGCAAAUUUCUAUUGCGACUUUUUUUGCCAGCAGAAAUUUGAAACUGUAAACAGAUGUUUUGUAAGUGUCAGCUGUUUUAUUAAAAGCACCCGUUACACGAAAAUACAAAAGCUAACAACAAAAUGGAUCAAAAAGGCAGAGUUUUGUAAAAACUCGGACGGAUCAUCUACUCUUUUCCACUGUCUAUGCGGAUCUCGCCUGCAGGAACGUAUUAAGGUCAAGCAGUUGGAAACAAAUCUCAGCUCUCGUUCCCAGUGUAUACCCACGUCUAUGCCAAGACAACAUAUUCUCUGAACUUGUUGUAUUAUCCUUAUGUUGAUACAUAAGAAGUUUGGUCGUGUUCCUUAAUAGAAUGUUCAGAGACAAAUUUGCAAGCUUGUGUAACGAACCGGGCGCUGACAAAGAAACCAUGUUGCCCACGUACAAAACAACUGACCGGUCUGUGGUAAGUUAUGCAACGCCAGUGUGGUAUCAUCAGCUCUGUGACAUGCAGUGGAACUAUAUUCAGAUCUGUCAGAAUGCCGCCCUUCGAACUGCGAUGGGCUGUCUCAUCAUUUCUCAUGUGGACCACCUUCAUCGGAGGACAAAGAUACCAGUGCGAAGACAUAAAUGCCGUCUAAGCAAUACCUUUUGGGCUGUUAUCGCAGAGACCAUCCAAAUCAUCAUGUUGUGGAUAGAUAUCCACCGCCCAGAAGCCUUAAAGUGAUCUACAUGAUCUAUAGCGUGAGGUUCAAGAUAGAACACAACAAGUUUGUUGUGUUCCAUCUUUCGUCCGCUUGAUUCUGUUGAGUGUCAAGAUUCAUAAACUUUACGAUUAAAAUGGGGUGCGUCCAGAGGUGUAUGAGUGGAGUGGGUCUGGCUGGGUUUCCCUCUGGACGCACACCAUCUUAGUCGCAAAGUUCUUGGAUCUGGACACUCAACAGAAUCAAGCAAACGAAAGAUAGAACACACA
Messenger RNA from Stomoxys calcitrans (stable fly), 1155 nucleotides. RefSeq lists its product as uncharacterized. Lineage: Eukaryota; Metazoa; Arthropoda; Insecta; Diptera; Muscidae. Bases 75 to 497 code for a protein of 140 amino acids. The transcript is spliced from 2 exons. The record is from RefSeq and is a predicted model, not a curated record.